GCCAGCGCGCCACAGCUCCCGGCGUGCCCCGCGCCGGGCCGCAGGCGGGGCGGAUGAGGCCGCAACGAUGCUGGUGGCGGCGGCCGCCGAGCGAAACAAGGAGCCCAUCCUGAGCGUGCUGCGGCAGUACGUGGACCCUGCCCAGCGCGGCGUCCGUGUGCUCGAGGUGGCCUCGGGCUCCGGCCAGCACGCGGCCCACUUCGCACAGGCCUUCCCCCACGCCGAGUGGCAGCCGUCUGACGUGGACCAGCGCUGCCUGGACAGCAUCCUGGCCACCACUCAAGCCCAGGGGUUGUCCAACGUGAAGGCCCCGCUGUACCUGGACGUAACCUGGCACUGGGAGCAGUGGGGCGGGAUCCUGCCGCAGUCGCUGGACCUGCUGCUCUGCAUCAACAUGAUGCACAUCAGUCCGGUGGAGUGCACGGAGGGGCUCUUCAGAGCAGCGGGACACCUGCUCAAACCCAAGGCUCUGCUCAUCACCUAUGGAGAACCCAGAGUGGGGGCUUCGGGAUACAGCUUUCCUGGGGGACCUGGGCCGGGCCAGUGGCCUGCUCCUGGAAAGGAUGGUGGACAUGCCUGCCAACAACAAGUGCUUGAUUUUCCGGAAAAAGUGACCCCUCUCCUUCAUCCUGAAUGCCUGCAUCCCAGCCAAAGGCUCUGUGGGGCACAAACCCAGACCACCAGCCCCUGGGCCAGGCCUUGGGGACAACCAGCCCCACCCAGUCUAGGCUCUUGGCUGCAGCCAAUGGGCUGCCCAGGCCCAGCCUGCCUCAGAAUAAAGUGCUUCUGCUGCCCUGUUCUGGUGUCCACCAUGCCACCUCCUGGGAGCACCUCGUGGGGGUGGGGGGACAGAGGAGGUCGGGGCUUGGGGGAUUCCUGGGCCUUGCGUCUAGAGCUCGGGCAUUGGAGGGGAACCCAGGGACAGCUGCUGAUGUGAGAUGGGACUGGUCCC
This is a messenger RNA of Microcebus murinus (gray mouse lemur), 952 nucleotides long. RefSeq names its product methyltransferase like 26 (gene METTL26). The record is from RefSeq and is a predicted model, not a curated record. NCBI's taxonomy places the organism in Eukaryota, Metazoa, Chordata, Mammalia, Primates, Cheirogaleidae.